ACCAGGGAGAGAGAAAGAGACUGGGUGAGUUUUGUUUUUAACAGCUCGUGGAAAGAGAGAGUUUAAAGAGAGUGAAAAAGAGAGGCUGUUUUGUCAGGUUUUGUCUUUAGGUGGGUUCAACCUUGUGAUAUCCUUGCCUCGUUGUCUCUGUGUAGUUGGCCAUUAACUUGUCCUUUAGAGUUUUGAUGGACUCACCGAGAAACACUGUAGCUAAGGAUAGAAACAAGGAAUGAAUAGUCCUGCAAGCCUUGAGCCAGAUUCUGAUGACUUUGUUGAGGUUGAUCCUACUGGGAGAUAUGGAAGAUACAAUGAAAUUCUUGGCAAAGGAGCUUCAAAGACAUUAUAAAGCCUUUGAUGAGUAUGAAGGAAUUGAGGUGGCAUGGAAUCAGGUGAAGCUCUAUGAUUUCCUCCAACGUCCUGAAGAUCUUGAGAGGCUUUACUGUGAAAUUCACCUACUCAAGACCUUGAAACAUGAGAAUAUCAUGAAAUUCUACACUUCUUGGGUUGAUGCAGCUAACAGGAACAUCAACUUUGUCACUGAGAUGUUCACCUCUGGUACUCUCAGACAGUAUAGGUUAAAACACAAGAGAGUAAAUAUUAGAGCUGUGAAGUAUUGGUGUAAGCAGAUAUUGAAGGGGCUUCUCUAUCUCCAUAGCCAUAACCCUCCUGUAAUCCACAGAGAUCUCAAGUGUGACAACAUUUUUGUUAAUGGCAACCAAGGAGAAGUCAAGAUUGGGGAUCUUGGUCUCGCUGCAAUCCUUAAGAAAUCCUAUGCUGCUUGUUGCGUUGGAACGCCAGAGUUCAUGGCUCCAGAGGUGUACGAAGAGGAAUACAAUGAAUUAGUUGACAUAUAUUCUUUUGGGAUGUGUGUGUUGGAGAUGGUUACCUUCGAAUAUCCAUAUAGUGAAUGCAGCCACCCUGCUCAGAUAUACAAGAAAGUUAUAUCUGGGAAAAAACCAGAUGCUCUAUACAAAGUAAAGGAUCCAGAGGUGCGACAAUUUGUUGAAAAAUGUCUAGCAACCGCGUCAAGUAGACUCUCUGCCAGAGAACUUUUGGAGGACCCUUUUCUCCAAAUUGAUGAUUAUGGAUAUGAUUUGACGUCAUUAGAUUACCAGGGUGAUUGUAAUGAAAUAGGUGCUCUAGUAAGACAACCUUUCUAUGGAAUUAAUCACACUAGCAACUCUUUGACUAAUGGUUAUGCCCAUUAUCUUUGUUAUGGUCCUGAGAAUGAAAUAGAGUACCAUAAAGUUGAAUAUGAACCAACUGAAAUUGAUCUCCUUUUUUGUCAAGAAGAUGAACAUUUUGAAAAUGUUGACAUUACAAUCAAAGGUAGGAGGAGAGAGGAUGAUGGCAUCUUCUUGAGGCUCAGAAUUGCAGAUGAAGAAGGUUGCAUUCGAAACAUCUACUUCCCAUUUGAUAUUGAGACUGACACUGCUCUGAGCGUUGCAGCUGAGAUGAUUUCUGAGCUUGAUAUCACUGAUCAAGAUGUGUUGAAGAUAGCAGAUAUGAUCGAUGGUGAAAUUGCAAGCUUGGUACCUGAAUGGAGAAGAGGACAGGAGAAAGAGGAAAGUCUACAGUGUGCAAAUGCAACUUUCUGUCAAAAUUGUGCUUCAUACGGUUACCUGUUGGAUUAUUUGUCGUCAAAUAGUCCAGGAGCCAAGAACUUGCAAGUUCUUCAAUGUUCUAAACAUGGAAGUGCUAAUCUACAUGGCCGAUUUGAGGAGAUCACAUACCAAAUUGAAGGGCCAGAAAAAUGUCCCAGCACUGACUGUGCACCAUUUGGAUCAAGCCAAUCCAAUGGCAUAAGUUAUACGGACAUCUGGGCUCAGCGAGAUGCCCCAGAGUUAAGUUCACAAGGAUUAAGAGAGAUUCAUUGUGAUGAUGAGGGAAAUGAUGCAGUGGACCAAUCAAUCUUUGAAAAGGAAGAGAGAAUCAUAAAUAUGGAGAGUUUUUCUGAAUCCAACACAACAAAUUGUGUCUCUUCAAGCGUUUCGGCAGCUUGUGCUCACUGGGAUGAUUAUGAGAAUGAAAUUAGGCAAGAACUGAGAUGGCUUAAAGCAAAAUAUCAGAUGCAGUUAAGGGAGCUUAGAGACCAACAAUUGAGAGUCAAAUCAAAACCAUCAAGCCCAGAUCCUAAUUCAGAUAACAAAGAUCACAAUAUGGACAAUGGAGUUCAUUUGCCUUCAAUUUUGACUAAAGUAAAGAGAGAGGAAUAUAAACCUUCCCUGAAAUCUCUCCCCUCUGGGAAGCAUCUCAAUUCAACUUUCCUUACGGAUGCGGAGAAGAGAUGUGCCAACUUAGAAUACCAAGUAGUCCAAAAUUUCGAGGCAAUCAACAGGGGAUACAGCCCUGAGCAAAUGGUAACUGCUAAGAGUUUCUACACUGGAGAUUUACUUCCAUAUCCUCUUCACAGGGCAACCUCCCUUCCAGUUGAUGCUCUUGAUGUUUAAUAACUGCACAGUUUUCUACCCACUUCACCAAGUGUGUCAUUAAUAGCUAGGAUGCUUCUCUCUUUUGAUAAGGAAAAAAAAGAGGCGAUGAAAAAUUGAAAUUAGCUGUACAAGCAGAGAUGUGGUUUUUACAGCUUUCACAGUCUCUCUCCACAUAGGAUGUGUUCACUUGGGUAAACAUUGAAUGUACAUUACAAAUUAACAUCCAAAUGAACAAGUUUCCUCAAAUUCUGUCUCACAUCUCCUAAAAUGAGAGAGUUUCCUCCUAUGUUCCCAUUAUCUCCAUUGGAUACUCUGAACUUCUAUGAAUAAUUACUCCCGGUUGGCCA
This is a messenger RNA of Hevea brasiliensis (rubber tree), 2779 nucleotides long. RefSeq names its product probable serine/threonine-protein kinase WNK9. NCBI's taxonomy places the organism in Eukaryota, Viridiplantae, Streptophyta, Magnoliopsida, Malpighiales, Euphorbiaceae. Gene Ontology annotation, molecular function: ATP binding; protein serine/threonine kinase activity. The transcript has 8 exons. The record is from RefSeq and is a predicted model, not a curated record. Gene Ontology annotation, cellular component: cytoplasm. Bases 264 to 2450 code for a protein of 728 amino acids. Gene Ontology annotation, biological process: intracellular signal transduction; protein phosphorylation.